This is a messenger RNA of Laetiporus sulphureus 93-53, 2201 nucleotides long. Its product is annotated as OPT oligopeptide transporter. The transcript is spliced from 37 exons. Gene Ontology annotation, biological process: transmembrane transport. The record is from RefSeq and is a predicted model, not a curated record. Bases 70 to 2103 code for a protein of 677 amino acids. Gene Ontology annotation, molecular function: oligopeptide transmembrane transporter activity. Lineage: Eukaryota; Fungi; Basidiomycota; Agaricomycetes; Polyporales; Laetiporaceae.
GCCGAGGACUUCAGUCGGGCGCUGGUCAGCAGUGAGGACGAUCCUAACCUGCCUAUCCACACUUUCCGAAUGUGGCUCACUGGCGUGGGCCUGGCCGUUUUCGGUGCCGUGUUGGGCAUGCUAUUCCAAUUCCGCCCACAAGUUAUCAGUGUCUCAGCUUUGUUCCUGCAGCUACUCGCAUAUAUGCUUGGCCGUGUCUUUGAGGCCGUGAUCCCAGGCCCCGGUAGUCGAUGGAACAAUGGAAACAGGUUCUGGAGGUUCAUGAAUCCUGGACCGUUCAAUAUCAAGGAGCACGUCGCGGCACAGAUUUUAGCCAACACCGCUGCCGCCGCUGCUCAAGCGUGUUUCGUAUUCGCUUCUGACGAUCUAUUCUAUGGCAUCACCAUUAACCCGGGCGACGCCAUCUUUACGCUUCUCGCUUCACAGUUGAUUGGGUAUGGGUUCGCGGGGAUGUUCCGCGCAUUCUUAGUGUACCCCACGGUCAUGCUCUAUCCGAGCGAUCUGAUUUAUGUGAACUUGUUCGAUGUGUUGCAUCGAUCGAAGGGACAGAUGUUGCAAGGAAAGAGGUUCCGGUUCUUCUGGAUUAUGACAUUCUUGAUAUUCGUCUAUGAGUGGUUCCCAGAGUACAUCGCACCCCUACUCGGCUCCUUCAACAUCGUCUGCCUGUGCGCGCGCAACUCGGACUGGGUGUCAUACAUCUUUGGUGGUGCCGAAGCCAACGAGGGUAUGGGCAUGAUGGGUUUCGGGUUGGAUUGGGCAAAUAUCACGAGUGCACCCUUCUAUCAGCCGUUGUCGACACAAAUUUCAACAUAUGUCGGAUGGGCGAUAAACUAUGUCCUCCUACCAGCUAUCUUUGCUGCAAAUGUUUGGCAUUCACAGAACUUCCCGUUCAUCUCUCAGGUCGAGAAUGGCACUAUCUACGACCAGACAUUGAUUUUGAAUGCGGACCAGAGUUUGAACAAGACGGCGUACGCUAUUGUCGGCCAGCCCUGGCAGAGCGGCUCUACUGUUAUCUACAAUCUAGGCCUGAACCUGUCCAUCGGCGCAACUUUUGUGCAUAUCGGCCUAUGGCACGGGAGGGAGCUGUGGUCUGCGUUCCUAGAUUAUUUGCAAGGCAAGCCAGUGGCAGAUCUGCACUACAAGAAGAUGCAUAUCUAUAAGGAAGUUCCCAUGUGGUGGUAUGGGGCACUUACGCUGGGAGCAUUCAUCACUGCUAUGGUUUGCGCGUACACUGAACACUCUGGGUUGCCUUGGUGGGCGCUCAUCAUUGCCCUCCUGUUCGCUGCGAUGGUUCUGCCUUUCUACGGAGCGAUGUGGGCGGUAGCUGCGUGGACCCCUGGGAUUACUAAUCUCUUCCAAAUCUUCGCGUCGGCAUUGAUCCCUGGAUCAUCUCAGGCGAAUAUGUAUUUCGAGCUAUAUUCAAGCCAGUCGCUCGUGCAAGCUGCGAGUAUGCUGGGCGAUCUUAAGUUAGGACAAUAUACCAAGCUCCCUCCUAGAGUCACUUUUGUCGUGCAGAUUGCCGGAACAGUAGUUGGGGCUCUCUUGAACUAUGUGAUUAUGCAGACUGUCGUGAAGAAUGAAAGGACAAUUCUGCUGAGUGACGAAGGCACUCGUGUGUGGAGUGGGCAGCAGAUCCAGUCCUACAAUGCGAAUGCCGUGCUUUGGGGUGCUCUCGGCAAGGAGGUUUACGGUCCUCACGGCCCCUACUUCAUUGUCCCUCUUGGCAUCGUGAUUGGGCUGGCUUUGCCUGUCAUCCCAUAUGUCCUAUACAAGAAGUAUCAUUGGUCUUGGUUGACUCAAGUCAACAUGGCGGUGCUAUCCGCAUGCAUCGGUGAUCUUGCCGGUGGUACAAACGGCUAUAUCAAUACGUGGAUGGUCAUUGGCCUCACGUCUCACUUUUACAUCCGGAAAUAUCGGGCUGGAUGGUUUAGGAAGUACAAUUACCUCUUCGGUGCAGCUGUGGACGGAGGCGCUCAAAUUUUCGUCUUCAUAUUCUCGUUCGCUCUUGCGGGAGCCGGAGGAGUCACCGUAGCAUUCCCGACCUGGGCCCUGAACCCUAUUGGCAAUGCUGAUUACUGCAAGGUGACUGAGCAAGAGGGCUAGGUUGCACGGCUUUGUAGGCCUAACAUCGAAGAAUUUGUGGUAGAACCUGAUAGAUUGUGUUAUUUUGCGCUCAUUCUAAGGAUUUCUAUGAAAUAUAA